Molecule: messenger RNA, 1496 nt
Organism: Botrytis cinerea B05.10
Lineage: Eukaryota; Fungi; Ascomycota; Leotiomycetes; Helotiales; Sclerotiniaceae
Exons: 2
Coding region: 204-1136 (310 amino acids)
Cellular component (GO): endomembrane system
Molecular function (GO): 1-acylglycerol-3-phosphate O-acyltransferase activity
Source: RefSeq, a predicted model, not a curated record
GCAUCUCAUCUACGAUGUGCAAGCACUCAAGGCCAAGGUUGUGGAACUGAUUUGAGCAACGCUUGGUUAUUUAUGAUGCCCGUGUGCUGAGCUCCAUAUUUCCAUGAGUAAGCAGCACACAAGUAAUGAAUGAGGUUGGAAUUUCUCUUGUGAUGUGUUGUCUGCCCCUCAUUCCUAGUGUAUGAAAUCUCAAGACGGCCACAAUGAGUCUCGAUGUUAUAUACACGAGCAUUCGUGGAUUUCUCAUUGUGUUACCAUGGACCCUCGAAUUGGUCCUCAUGGACCUCAUUAUCUCUUUCCUCUUACCCGUCAGUUAUCUUUUCCCUAACUGGGUAUACAAUGCGUCAUCGUUCGUCGCGUUUACAAACUGGAAUUGGAUACAAGUCAUUUUUGAGGUUUUCAAUGGAGGCAAGAUUACCAUUUCUGGCGACACUCUUCCGGAAGGCGAAACCGCGAUUGUCAUUGCAAAUCAUGUCAGUUGGACCGACUUCUAUAUGAUUCAAGCACUUGCUAUCAGAGCUGGCAUGCUCGGAAGAUGUAGAUGGUUUGCCAAGAUUGAACUGCGAUGGGUUCCAUUACUUGGAUGGGGAAUUUGGGGGAUGGGUAUGCCAAUGGUUAGCAGAAAUUGGCUGAAGGAUAAGAAAGAGUUGGAUCGAGUUUUUGCAGGAGUCGUAGUAAAAAAAUGGCCACAGUGGCUCAUCAGCUUUAGUGAAGCGACACGAUAUACACCUAAGAAAUACGAAGAAGCGAAAAAAUGGUGUAAACAAAACAAUCGACCUCUCCCCAAACAUCUUCUGUAUCCACGAACAAAAGGCUUCGUAACAACAGUGCAGCAUCUGCGAAAGGCUAAACAUGUCAAAGCCGUUUAUGAUAUGACGAUCGCAUAUUCACGUCAUAAUAAAUGGCAUCAAGCACCAACUAUUUGGGAAUCUCUUAGUUGCGGGGACCUAAGCGGAAAGCGAGGAUACAAAUUUCAUGUCGAAGUCAAGCGAUUUUUAUUGGAGGACUUGCCAGAGACCGACGAAGGGUUAGCAAAAUGGUUGGAAACUAGAUGGAUAGAGAAAGGGGAAUACUUGGAAGAAAAGAGGGAAGAGUGGUCCAGAGUUGGUAACGGACAUAAGCUAGUUACGGCAUAGUUGUCGCAACAAUAAUUUUCUCCUUUCUCUUGUUGGGAUAUCUAUCUGGAGUAGACUAGACGAGCGCACCUGUUACUAUUCCUCUAGACCGAAUUCGCUCUAGAGUCUGGGAUUUCUUGUAGUAUUUUUGCAUGCAAAAAAAUCGUGGAAUGUUUGUUGGACAGGAUAAGAAGCAUUCCUUUGUUCCUGCCAACACCGGACCUCGUGAAUAUUCCCCUCGAUCUCUGCACGCAAAUUAAUUCUCCGAAUACAAAGAAGAUUGUUUCCGAAAUGCUUUCUCAAGACGUUCCAUUCCUCACAAGCAUUGGGGAGUAGUUGCUGCUUAUUGUGUACUGAAAUUGGAAUAAUUAAAGGUUAACA